CGCCCCCGCGUUCCAAUGUGCGGCGGAGAAGCCGGGAGGCGGGCGAGGAUGGCCAGCUCUGCUCUUUCCUUUCCCAGCACAGCUGGGAAGACGUUCACGCACUGGAAUUACAGCAAGGCCUCCGUCCAGGCGCCGCCAUUGGAUUACUCCUUCCGGGGCAUCAGCUUCAUGCAAGAGCUGCUGAGCGAGGAGCCACGUCCCGGCCUCCGGGCCAUCCAGCAGGCGCGUGGGGGCCGCCUGCUGACCCAGGCCAUUCGGCUGAGCAACAACACGCUGAGCGACCUGACGGGCUUCCCAGACAUCAUGGAAAAGCUGCUGGAGUUUCCCCGGGAGAUCUACUGGAUCGACCUCUCCUUUAACGACCUGCCCAACAUCGACCCGGUGCUGACCACCUACUACAACCUCCGGAAUCUGAACCUUCACGGGAAUAGCAUCCAGCAGCUCUCCGAAGUGGACAAGCUGGCUGUGCUGCCCCACCUGCGCAGCCUGACCCUGCACGGCAACCCCAUCGAGGAGGAGAAGGGAUACAGGAGCUACGUCCUGUCCACCUUGCCCCAGUUGAAGUCCUUCGAUUUCAGUGGCGUCACCAAGCUAGACCGUGCCACCGCAGCCGUCUGGAGGCGCAUGAACAUCAAGCCAAAGUAAUUUGGAAAUUGGUUCCGCCGGACUUGCUUCUGAAUAAACGCCCUGGAGGGGGAAGAGAUCUGGCCGGAAGACG
Molecule: messenger RNA, 718 nt
Organism: Candoia aspera
Lineage: Eukaryota; Metazoa; Chordata; Lepidosauria; Squamata; Candoiidae
Gene: LRRC51
Product: leucine rich repeat containing 51
Exons: 7
Coding region: 16-645 (209 amino acids)
Molecular function (GO): protein binding
Source: RefSeq, a predicted model, not a curated record